Symbiodinium sp. CCMP2592 is the source of this 216-nucleotide messenger RNA. NCBI's taxonomy places the organism in Eukaryota, Dinophyceae, Suessiales, Symbiodiniaceae. The record is from the annotation of a GenBank genome assembly.
AUGGCAGCAGAGAAGACCCAGAUCAUGUGCGACGACUCCGAAGUCCGUCGACUUCAGGUUCACAAGAAGACGCAGCUUUGCAAGUUCUUCGAAGUCGGCGCCUGCACGCGGGGCUCGAACUGCGCCUUUGCGCAUGGCGCCGCACAGCUCCGCGAGCAGCCCGACUUCUCCAAGACCCGGCUCUGCGCGGACUUCAUUGAGCUCCUUAGCAGCUGA